AACUUUUCUACUCAUAGACAACAAGUCAUGAAAAUAUUUGUCUACUUUUGUGCGGCAAUAGGCCUGACCUAUGCCGCGGAGUACAGGCUUCACAACAACUGCCCGUUCACCGUAUGGCCCGGUAUUCUGGGUAACCCGGGUAAGGGUAACCCCGAGGGGGGAGGGUUCCAGUUGGGCAGUAAGCAGACCCACUCGUAUCAGGUGAACAACGACUGGGCCGGUAGGGUGUGGGGCCGUACUAACUGCAACCAGCAGGGUCACUGCGAGACUGGCGAUUGUGGUAACAAGAUUCAAUGCCAAGGCGCCGGUGGUGUUCCCCCGGUCUCCCUGGCCGAGUUCACUCUGAAGGGGGCCGGUGGUCAAGAUUUCUACGAUGUGAGCCUGGUCGAUGGCUACAAUCUACCCAUCAGGAUUAAACCCAUAGAUGGCACCUACCGUAAAACUGGUGGUGGCAAAUACGACUGUAAUGUUGCUGGCUGUAACUCGGACUUAAACGCCAGGUGCCCGGAUGAGUUAAAGGUUAAAAAUGGUGGUGGUGCUACAAUUGCCUGUAUGAGCGCCUGUAUGAAAUUUAACACGGACGAAUAUUGUUGUCGAGGUGCCCAUGGUACUCCCGAUAAAUGUAAAAGCAAGGACUGGCCCAAAAAUUACCCUGCUAUUUUUAAGGGUGCCUGCCCCGAUGCUUAUAGCUACGCCUACGAUGAUACAUCUAGUACGUUUACUUGUAUGGGUAGCCCCAACACUGGCUAUGAAAUCACUUUCUGCCCCUAAAUAUACCUUGUUUGAUUAUGUUGUAUAAUACUAAUAAAGUUAAAUAAAAUUGCUAUUUGACUAC
Oppiella nova is the source of this 835-nucleotide messenger RNA. Lineage: Eukaryota; Metazoa; Arthropoda; Arachnida; Sarcoptiformes; Oppiidae. The record is from the annotation of a GenBank genome assembly.